UGCAAUCCUCCAGCUUGUCUGAGUUGUUGCGACAGAGUUGAGCUGUUUGAAACUCUGGCGUCUUCAAGUAACUAGAAUGUAUCUGUCGAAUUAGACCCCGAGGAGUGAUCUUCAACAGGGGCCUCUGCAGGAAUGGAGAACGGAGGCUUAAUGAAUUUUGACUAUGGGGAGGCAUUGUGGGAGAAUGCAGAGAAGAACCGCUACAUCUUAUGCCGUUUCAUCAACCCCAACAAGCUAACCUCAUAUCUGCGGCAAUGCAAGGUCAUCGACGAACAAGACGAAGACGAGGUGCUCAACUCGCGUCUGCUAGAGUCCAAAGUCAACCGAGCAGGUCGGUUGUUGGAUAUCCUGCACACGAAGGGAGAGCGAGGCUAUGUGGUUUUUCUAGAGAGUCUGGAGUUAUACUACCCUGACCUCUACAAACUCGUCACGGGGAAGGAGCCCACUCGCAGAUGUUCCACUAUAGUCGUGGAAGAGGGCCAGGAAGGACUCAUCCAGUUCUUAAUGAACGAAGUCAUAAAACUACAGCAGCAGUCCAAGGCUAAAGACGUGCAGCGAGUGGAUAUCUUGUCCAAAUGUCGCACACUAGAGGAUGACUCCAAGAAGCUACGGCUGGCCAACCGGGAGUUGCUGACUUUCCAGGAACGCUACAAUAAGAUGAAAGAAGAGCGCAAUAACUAUAAUGAUGAACUUAUAAAGGUGAAGGAUGACAACUAUCAGCUGGCCAUGCGGUACGCUCAGCUCAGCGAGGAGAAGAAUAUGGCCGUGAUGAGGAGCCGAGACCUUCAGCUUGAGAUUGACCAACUAAAGCACAAAUUGAACAAGUUGGAUGAGGAGUGCAAAAUGGAGAGAAGGCAAUCUCUGAAAUUGAAGAAUGACAUUGAGAACCGGCCUCGGAAAGAGCAGAUAUUUGAGCUGGAGCGGGAGAAUGAGGUCUUGAAGAUCAAAAUCCAGGAGCUGCAGUCCAUCAUACAGCCCGGUCCUCUGCCUGAUUCAGACAAGGCCAUCUUGGAUAUCCUGGAGCAUGACCGACAGGAGGCUCUGGAGGAUCGUCAGGAGUUAGUCAACAGACUCUAUAACCUGCACGAAGAGGUCCGACAGGCCGAGGAGCUUCGGGACAAGUACCUGGAAGAGAAGGAGGACCUUGAGUUAAAGUGCUCCACGUUGGUGAAGGACUGCGAAAUGUACAAGAACCGCAUGAAUACAGUCAUGGUGCAGCUGGAAGAGGUGGAACGUGAGCGGGACCAGGCUUUCAAGUCAAGAGAUGAUGCUCAACACCUCGUGUCUCAAUGCCUGAUUGACAAAGACAAGUACCGCAAGCAAAUACGGGAGCUGGAAGAGAAGAGCGAUGAACUUCAAAUCGAAAUUGUACGCAAAGAAGCCAAGAUAGUCAACCUGGAGUGCAAACUGAGACGGUUGGCCAAGGAAAAUGGUUUGGAUCAGAGUCUGCCACGAGACAUUACUCCACUAAUUAUAGCUCAGCACUUUGGGCAACCUGAUGCAAAUACAGGAGGUCCUUCAGAGGACUCUGGAGAAGAAGCUGUUGAUGAUCAAGAGUUUAAGCUCCAACGCAGAAGUAACCUCAAGGGCAGAAUCAACAGACCAAAAUCUCCAGCAGCUGGACCCAAAAGUCCUCAAUUCCAAGCUGUGCCUUUCACCAAUGGAGAUCUGUCAGAACAUGCAGCCUCUGACAACAACACAAUGAUUUCUCCUGCAGAGAUCUUCUGUAAAAAUCUGCGUCUCCGUAACGACAGCAUCUUGUCCACUGCGCCAGAGCCUCCGGGCCCUCAAUCCAUUGUCAGGAGGAUCAAGGAGAACCCAAACUCUCAACACAGGUGUCUUCCCUGUUCAGAAACCGCAGAUACUGACAGUGGAGACAAUGCCGACAUGGAUGACCACGACUUAGACAUGUCCUCCUACGGGCCUUCAUCCAUCCAUUCAUCUUCGUCUUCCCACCAAUCUGAGACAAUGGACUCGUAUGAUCUGGAGCAAGUCAAUAAUAUCUUUAGGAAAUUCUCUUUGGAGAGACCAUUUCGCCCUUCAUUGACCUCAGGCCCUCAGCGAAACUCAUUGCGGCCUGUGCAGAGCCUUUUUCUCUCUGGUGAAAACCUACUGUCAGAAAUCACUAUGAUUGGUGGAAAUGAUAGUGGCAUCUUUGUGUCGUGCGUCCAGUCUGGCUCUGAUGCAGAACAGGCUGGAGUUAAAGUCGGACACCAUCUUUUAAUGCUGGAGGGAAGUAUCCGUGGAGAAGCCCAGAGUGUGGCUUUGGACACGUGUACCAAGGAAGAAGCUCACUGGACCCUGCAGAGAUGCACCGGACAGGUGCAUCUCCAUUACAAGUCAAACUAUGAUGGUUACAGACGGCUGCUGAAGGAAAUUGAAGAUGGCGUAGUGGUGUCUGGAGACUCCUUCUACAUACGUCUCAAUCUGAACAUCUACAGCCAGUCGGACAGCUGCUCACUGAACGUACGAUGUGACGAGGUUCUCCAUGUUUUGGACACCAUGCACCAGGGCAAAUGCGAGUGGCUGUGCGCCCGUGUGGACGCUUUCACCGACAAGGACCUGGAGAAAGGCACCAUACCGAGCUACUCCAGAGCCCAGCAGCUCCUCUUGGUGAAGAUUCAGAAGCUGAUGUGUCGAGGAGGUCGAGAGGAAGUCGAAACUCUGAGAGGGCUCCGGAACACUCUACAACCUGAGGAACCCACGCCUUCUGUUGACCCCAAGUCUAGUCCACGUCUGUCCAGAGCCAGUGUCUUCAUCUUUCAGUUAUUACAGUUUGUCAGCAGGGUGGAUAACAAGUACAAGAGGUUGAACAGCAGUGAGCGUGUCCGCAUUGUCAAUGGAGGAAAUCCAUCAUCAGUUUCCAGACCAGGUUUUGAAACCCUGAGGUCUGAGGACACAUCUGACCCAGAGAGCGACUUAAACAAGAGCUUGAAUCUGAUCCCUUACAGUCUAGUGACUCCACACCACUGCCAGCGCAAAAGACCCAUCCUCUUCACCCCCAACAUCCUAGCCAAGACCAUCGUCCAGAAGUUCCUUAAUCUCGGAGGGGCUAUGGAGUUCAAUAUCUGCAAACCAGACAUUUUGACAAAAGAUGAAUUCCUCAUGAAACAGAAGAUAGAGCCCAUCAUUUAUUCCAAGGAAAAGCAGGCAGGCACAUAUGAGUGCAUCACCCCAGAAAAUAUCGAAGCAGUUGCCUUUAAGAAUAAGCACUGUCUUCUGGAAGCUGAUCUGAGCUGUGUGAAAGACCUGUUGAGGAGAGAGAUCUACCCCAUCGUGAUCUUCAUCAAAAUCUGUGAAAGGAACAUCAAAAAAUUAAGACGGCUCCCGCUGAAGGUGGACUCGGAGGAGGAAUUCAUGAAGAUGUGUCGCUCCAAGGAGAAGGAGCUGGAGACGCUGCCGUGCUUGUACGCGAGCGUGGAGCCGGACUCGUGGAGUGGGGUGGAGGAUCUCGUCAAGAUCAUCAAGGAUAAGAUUUUUGAGGAACAGAAGAAGACGGUCUGGGUGGAGCAGGACAUGCUGUAACCUGAUCACGGAAGCAAGUUUCUGCACAUCAAAACUCUGCUGCAUGCACACAUGUGCAAACAGACACAGGCUUGCGAACAGGAAGUGACUCUGUCAGAGGCCACAGCUUGGUGAGGUGUGUGUGUGUGUGUGUGUCAAGAAAAGGCACGGUCGAGGAACGGCUCCAUGCGUUGCGCCUGAGGUUCACAUAAUAGGCCGUGGAAAUGUUCUCACCCCUGAGAUUCGCAUCUAUUAUUCUCCUGAAGCGAAGCCGUUGUCAAUAAAACAUUAUCCUUCCCAGCAUUCACCUGCAAUGCUCAAUAUAGUGCUUCAGUUCUAUUCUGGUCGAUUUGUGUAUAACUGUAAAUUCAAUCAGAUGCAAUUAUUGUUGCAGUAUACAGUAUGUACUUUUUAUCUUUGAAGGCACAGUACAUACGUUAAUAUAGUUUGUUUGUCACUUCUAUAUUUAUUUUAAUACAAGCCAGUAGUGUGAUGUGUUUUCAAAGUUAGUCUGUAUACGGAUAACACACGUGUGUUUUUUACUCGGUGCCCAUUUCAGCUGCUACCUAAAUACUCGCAUACUGUAGUUCAAUGGCAUUAUAUGUAUUUACAUGCUGAGCUCAACUUGUUGUUUUUUUUUAAUGUUGGCAUUAUUUUGUUAUCAUAACGAGAGCUGUUUCUGAUUUAAGCCUCAUCCAAAUAUUCUUAUCCGUGUACCGUCUUUACUCUUAGCCAUUUAUACACACCAUGAUUUACGGGUAGCUUACAAAUAAUAGGAUUUUUGCAUUUUAGGUUAAUGUGAAUGUAUAUGGGAACGUUUAUAUUUUAGGUGUUUAUUGUUAUUCACCCGCUGAAUGUAUGAAGUCAUUAAAAACCUCAAGUGUAAUAAUAAUUAUAAAAGAGUUAUGAAGAAAUAAUAUUGAAUGAUUGAUGUCAACUACACUCAUUCUGACCCACAGCAUACAGAUGUGUCGUGUGUAUAAUAUUAUAUAUAUAUAUAUAUAUAUAUAUAUUUAUUGUUGAGAUUGAUGGCAGCCUUAUCACCCAUUUAAUAAAACGAAACAGCAGUGAUUAUCUAAACGAAAGGGUGUGUUUUAGUUAAUGUUUGUGUGGCGUCUUAUCCAGGGGUGUACAUCCUUACUUUGAAGGGUAUCAAUUUUGGAAAAACAAACAGAUUACUAGUAGAACUAUCCUUUCCUAUCAUAUCCCACUCCAAAGCCUUGAUUUUAAUGAUAUAUACAUUUUGUUUUAUAAACGGACACAGGAAUGUACUUUGCAGCUGA
Molecule: messenger RNA, 4787 nt
Organism: Pimephales promelas (fathead minnow)
Lineage: Eukaryota; Metazoa; Chordata; Actinopteri; Cypriniformes; Leuciscidae
Gene: card11
Product: caspase recruitment domain family, member 11
Biological process (GO): regulation of apoptotic process
Cellular component (GO): cytoplasm
Molecular function (GO): CARD domain binding
Source: RefSeq, a predicted model, not a curated record